AUGGAUGGUAAGCGAUUCUCGGGCAGCUGGGAAAACGAGAUCGUCAGUGCUAACAAGACAAAAGCUAAGAAGGAACAGCAUGAUGAUCGCCGUCCCCAUUGGGAACGGGACGGUGUUAUCUUCGUCCGCAACGGAGUUAAGGAAGACACCUUCGGUCCUGUUAACGACAACUUCGACGGCGCUGACUGGAUCAACUUCCGCUUUGGACCCAAUGAAAUUCUCAAUACCAAGACCAUCAGCACUCAGCUCGUGCGCGGAAUUCGCGAGAGUUCCUCAACCCCAACGGAGGCAAAGACACCUCGUGGCGUAGCCCGUAACACGCCAAUCAAGCAAGCAAAAGCCGCUGUCGAUCUCCUCUACAGCCUGGUAAUGGAAGACCAGGGUUACCAGGUGACGGCGCAGAGGUGGGACGAGCUCCUAACGUUUCAGGUUCUGUCCGGCGAGAUUGUCGAAAUCGUUAUGCGGACUGGCCCGGGCUCCCGUGGCAUUUACAAUAGUCAUCGGAGCCAAGUGAUCGCAGACCCAAAGCUCUUCAACAUCAAGCUGGACAAGAUCAAGUGUGGCAUCCAUCGCAACAACCGCAAUGGCCAAUUCGUUUCUGGCCAUGUCGCAGGACUCAGAUCUCCUCGCCCUGCCGACAGUGCCGAUGAUUCAUUGAAGGAGGGCCUGCUCCUUACUGAGCCCGUCAUGGACAAUCAGGUUGUUGAAGACAAGACCGGCCGAGUUCAGCCGCAGUCUCCUGUCCUUGACCUUGCUCAACACAUGGAAACCGCCUUGAAGGAACCUUUGACACGCCUCAUUAACUCGGUACUUUUGGCGGCGGCCGAGACGGUGGAGAGGAGAUUCGACAUGGCGGUUGCCACUGACAAGCAAGAUCUGCGCACACGGGUUGACAUGUUCGAGCAGAGAUUCGCAGAGCUCGCCGGGUUGUUCCUCCCUGGGCCUGCCAUCAUUGACGACAACAGCAAGGCAGCCACGCGGAAGCGUAUGGUUGAUGAGGCCCCUGGUCGCAUUGCGUCCCUGGGGCCUAAGCGUGCAGCCACCGAAGCUACACGCCGGCAAGCCGGCGCGAGCAGCGACAGCCCCAAACAACGCUGA
This is a messenger RNA of Parathielavia appendiculata, 1098 nucleotides long. RefSeq lists its product as uncharacterized. Bases 1 to 1098 code for a protein of 365 amino acids. The transcript has 3 exons. Lineage: Eukaryota; Fungi; Ascomycota; Sordariomycetes; Sordariales; Chaetomiaceae. The record is from RefSeq and is a predicted model, not a curated record.